CGCCGGGCAUGAAGUGGGGGCGCUCAGCUCUCCCAGCCUCACUUAAGCUGCCCGGCGCCUGGGCGAGCGUCUCCCGUCGUCGGACAGGCGUCCGGACCUCUGACCCUGGAGUCGCUCGGUAUCCGGGAACCGUCCCCUUCUUCGGUCGUCGCUCGGGCCGCGCGCCGUUCCCCCGCCCCCAGGGGCUCGGCCGGCCGCGGCGGGGGGAGAGGUCAGCAUGAGCCGGGGGGUCCGCUCGGCCGGAUCAGGGCAGAGGGCGGCGGUGGGCGCCGUGCAGCUGCUGGUCGCCCUGAGCUUCCUCCCCGCCGUCGUCGAGGCUCAGGUAAGCGCAGGUGAUGGCGGGGAGUGGGGAUGGGGAGACCCCGGCCGAACGGCCGCGCAGCUGCCAAGCGGCCAGUGUGGUGGCGCGCCGAGUGCCGGGGCCGGACCUCGAGGUAAUUUCUAGUGAGCGGAAAAGACGAGCGGAAAACGACAAGAGAGCAGAGCCCAGGAAACGUCUGCGAACCGCCUGCGGUGAACAAGGAUGGCAACACUCUGGGGCAGUGGCAAUAAAAAGAGGAAGACGGCGACGGUCCCCUGAGGUGUUUUCAUUGAUAUUUUUCUGAUUUUUUUUAAAAGCGGCUAGGAGUGUGGCGGCAGAUGGGACGGGAGUGAAGACACUGGCUGUCUUUUGCGAAGAGAGCACAGAUAGAAACGGUCACUGGAGUCCUGGAUGAUUGUUUGUGUGAUAUUGACAGCAUUGAUAACUUCAACACCUAUAAAAUCUUCCCCAAAAUGAAAAAAUUGCAAGAGCGAGACUAUUUCCGUUAUUACAAGGUUAAUCUAAAGCGACCAUGCCCUUUCUGGGCUGAAGAUGGCCAUUGUUCAAUAAAAGACUGUCAUGUGGAACCCUGUCCAGAGAGUAAAAUUCCUGUCGGAAUUAAAGCUGGGAGUUCUAAUAAGUACUUGAAAAUGGCAAAUGAUACCAAGGAAUUAGAAGAUUGUGAGCAAGCUAAUAAACUGGGAGCAAUUAACAGCACAUUAAGUAAUCAAAGCAAAGAAGCUUUCAUUGACUGGGCAAGAUACGAUGAUUCACAGGAUCACUUUUGUGAACUUGAUGAUGAGAGGUCUCCAGCUGCUCAAUAUGUAGACCUGUUGCUGAACCCAGAGCGUUACACUGGUUAUAAAGGGUCUUCUGCAUGGAGAGUGUGGAACAGCAUCUAUGAAGAAAACUGUUUCAAGCCCCGAUCUGUUUAUCGUCCUUUAAAUCCCUUGGCACCCAGCCGAGGAGAAGAUGAUGGAGAAUCAUUCUACACAUGGCUAGAAGGUUUGUGUCUGGAGAAGAGAGUCUUCUAUAAGCUUAUAUCAGGACUUCAUGCUAGUAUCAACUUGCAUCUGUGUGCAAAUUAUCUUUUGGAAGAAACCUGGGGUAAACCUAGUUGGGGACCAAAUAUCAAAGAAUUUAAACGCCGUUUUGACCCUGUGGAAACCAAGGGGGAAGGUCCAAGAAGGUUAAAGAAUCUGUACUUCUUAUACUUGAUUGAGCUUCGAGCUUUAUCAAAGGUGGCCCCGUAUUUUGAACGCUCAAUUGUUGAUCUUUACACUGGAAAUGUAGAAGAAGAUGCUGACACAAAAACCCUUCUACUGAAUAUCUUUCAAGAUACAAAGUCCUUUCCCAUGCACUUUGAUGAGAAGUCCAUGUUUGCAGGUGACAAAAAGGGAGCCAAGUCACUAAAGGAGGAAUUCCGGCUGCAUUUCAAGAAUAUCUCACGUAUAAUGGACUGUGUUGGAUGUGACAAAUGCAGAUUAUGGGGGAAAUUACAGACUCAGGGUUUAGGAACGGCUCUGAAAAUAUUAUUCUCUGAAAAAGAAAUCCAAAAGCUUCCAGAGAACAGCCCAUCUAAAGGUUUCCAGCUCACUCGACAGGAAAUAGUUGCUCUUAUGAAUGCCUUUGGAAGGCUUUCCACAAGUAUAAGAGAAUUACAGAAUUUUAAAAUUUUAUUGCAGCACAGUAGCCAGCACUUAAUAACUGACCGAAAUGAUUGUACCAGCUGAUGAAGUACUGAAAAUGAAGAAAAGGAAAAUAUUCUUUCCUUUAACAGCUUGACUUUACUCUUUAAGUGGCAUCUAUGUAAAGUAGAAAAACUAUUAAAAUUGGUAAACUUUCAAUGUUUCUUCUGUUUUGCUUCUUAGAUUAUGAAUAGGAUCAGACAAAUUUUAAGAUUUCAGUUUUGGAAUUUGAUAAGUGAGAACAUUUUAUUUUGACAUUUAAACAUUGUGAAUUACUCAGUGCUUGUAACAUCUUUAUGUAUAUGAAAUGCUGUGCCGUAUUUUCCAACUUUGUCAGGUGCCAUUGUGUAUAAGAAAGGACAGCUGUUUUGAUCUUCAUCAGCAUUGCCUUCAGCUGGAAAUUUGGGAACAGCUCACAGUAAGCCUCUCAGCAGUUUACAAACUGAAGUACCUGCAGAAACCAUAGCUAUUCACCAAAAUACACAGAUUGGGUGCGUGGUAUUAUGGAAAUUAUUUGGUAAAAACAAAACACAAAUUCAAAUUCAUGUGUACUCUAAGUAACAUUUACAGGUGCAGCUUUGAUUUUGAACAAAAUUCCAAAUAAUUUGCUAAUGUACCCAACAGAUUCUAGAAAAUGCGAAUUAAAUGUUUCUGCAAUCUUUUCCUGCUUUUUCUCCUCCUAAGUGUUCCUUUUAUGAGGAUUUGAUUAUAAUUUGUGAGAAGGGAGAAAAUGUAUUUGUAAGGAGUCUGAUAUUGCUUCUUCUUAUAGUCAUAGUAGCAAGCAUUUGCUGAUACUAUAUUAAGGGCUUUACAUACAAAAUCUUAUUUAAUCUUCACAACAGCACUAGUAAGUAGGUAAAAUUACUUCAAUAUAUAAAUAAGAAAAGUGCGAAUAAGAGAAACCUGUAACUUGUCCACGGUCACAAAUACUAAGUUGUAGAGCUAGAAUUUGACUCGAGCCUCUAUUCAGAAUGUGGUGUAUUUGUGUAAUUUCAUAGUUGGCCUAUUACCAUUCAACUUUUAAUAUCUUUUCAUUCGAACUGAGUCAUGUGGCUUUUUUAAAUAUACUUAUUUUUAUUUAAUGUUUUGAAUACGUAAUAUAUUCACAUGGUUCAAAAACCAAAAAAUAUAGAAAGUUAUAUAAUGUCUUCCUUCCAUCUUUGUCCCAUCUUCUCAGUACCGUCCCCACCCCAUCUACUACCAUCACAAAUAACCUCUGUCUUGGUUUCUUAUGUUUCCACUAUUCAGAGUUUUCAGGCAUAUACAAGCAAAUACAAAUGUAAAGUCUUAUUUUUUCUCUCAUUUUUACCCAGAGAGUGGCAUCAUAAUACAGUCUGUCACUUUGUUUUUCCCUUAAUAUUUCUUGGUAACCUUUCUGUAUUACUAGGUAGUGUUCUCAUGUUUUUAGUGGCUGCUUAGUAUUCCACAGUAUGGAGGUAUCAUCAUUUCAUUAGCCAGUCCCCCUGUACACUUGUCAUUUCACAUGUAUGUAGGUGCCUGUAGGAUAAAUUCCCCAAAAUGGAAUUGCUGCUCAAAUACCAUAUGCAUUUGUCAUUUUGGAAGGUACUGCCAUAUUGCUUUCCAUAGUUACCAGGUCAUAAACCCACCUGCAGUUUAUCUCGGUGUCUGCUUACCCGCAACCUCACCAACACAGGUGUUAUCAGACUCUGAGAUUUUUACCAUUCUGACUUAUGAAAAGUUAUCUCUUGAUAUAUUUUUAGUUUUUAUCUUUCUUAACAUGCAUAAGGUUGAGCACCAUUUAAUAUGUUUAAGAGCUAUUUGUAUUCCUUUUGUGUUCAUAUCUUUUGCCCAUUUCUCCACUGCGUUGUUGAUCUUACCUAGCAGUGCUUUAGGUGUGCGAGUAAGUUAUAGAUCCAACCUAAUUUUUUCCCAGAUGACUACCCAGUUUUUCCAACACCACUUAUGGAACAGCUGAUCUUUUCCCUAGUAGUUUGGGAGGCUGCAUUUAUCAUAUGGAAAUUCCUUUAUGUAUUUGGCUGUCUAUCUGGGUUCUCUGUUUAAUUGAUCUAUUUGUGUACCAGUACCACGCUGCUUUAUGUUUCACAUCUGGUGUGCUGGGACUCUCAUUCCUCCCGUGACUUUUUAUUUUUUACUAUUUUCCUAGCUGUUAUUUUUUUUCUAUAUGAGCUUAAAAAAAUCCUUUAACAUACGGAUUACGCUAAAGCUCUGUCCAACUCAGUGUUCUCGAGUGUUAUACUUUUAACCAUUUGAUCAAGCACUGUUCUUUUAAUUGGAUACUUCACCUGAUAGUGGUCUACUUUUCACUACCUGCUGUGUUUUUCAGUAGUGUUUGUCAGUGCCAAACAGGGAAGGACAAAGAGGCAGGAUGCAGUACUUGUGCAGAAGGAAUUUCAGUGCUUCUAACACUUGGCCCCAGAAGUGAUUUAGGGACUAUUUAUAUAUAAAAUCCUUUUUUUGUUUUUUAGCCCAUUAUGAAUCUUUUCUCCAAAAGUUGGAUAUUUUUCAAAGAUUCAUAAAGCAACAGGGAGGUGCCCUUAAACAAAUGAAUAUUAAACUUGUAAAAUAAAUAUACAGUAACUAAAAGUACAAGUGUAAGAAGUUACCUAAAAAAAGAAAGAAGAAAAAAAUAUAUAUCUACCAGAGGAACAGGAUUUGACUAUUCAUUCAUUGUUCUAGGAGCUGGAAAUACAGCAGUGAACAAAACAGACAGAAAUCCCUACCAUCAUGUAAUUUACUUUCUAGAAUAUAACCUAAUUACAUGAUAUAUAGUUUAUAGUGAAAAAUGUACCCAAAGAAAGAAUAUGGGAACCAAAGAGGAAUAGCUAACAGAAACCUGUCUAGUAGAGAAGAUACCCUCAAUAUAAAUGAAUUCUAGUGUCUUCUUGACAGUGCCAUCAGGCUGCCAUAGAUUGAUGCCAUUAAUCAAGUAAAAUCAUCCACCCAGCACCCCUUGAUCAGAUUAGAGGCAGCAUUCACCAAGCAACAUUCAGAUAUAUUGUAAUUUUCAAUGUGGCUUUCCUUCAUAGAAUAUACUUUCAGAUGGGUUUGAGUGUUCUGGUCUCUUCAACAGUUUGUAUUUCUCAGUAUGCUAUAUAAAUUGGUAUUAUUUUGUAAAUUAGAUUAGCAUAAAUCAAUUCCAGAGAAGUUCAUGGAGAUUUUUAAUAUGCAGACUUGAAGCCAGACUGGGCUAGUGAAUUCACCAAGGCAAUAAAGUAUUAAGAUAUAUAAAUUUAAUGGACCUGGUAAAGCAAUUCUUGUUUAUCCUAAACAACCCUUUUUAUACUUCAGUUAAUGCCUUCAAGGAGCACCAAGACCUGGGACUGCAUAAAGACUGGUGGGACUGUUGUGGGUUAGUAAGAUACAUGCGAAGUUGAGAAUCAAGAAAAGUCAGCAACCAUCAAACCAAAACUUGUUGUUGUACAGUCAAUUCCGACUCAUAGCAGCCCUAUAGGACAGAGGAGAGCUGCCCCAUAGGGUUUCCAUGACUGUGAAUCUUUAUGGAAGCAGACUGCCACAUGUUUAUCUCCCAUGAAGCAGCUCAUGAGUUUGAACCGCCAACUUCUUGGUUAGCAGCUAAGCACUUAACCACUGCACCAUCAGGGAUCCUUUAUCAGAACAACAGGGGUCAGUAUAAAAAGGAAGGGCUUUUGAGGAUCACAUAGGCUAACUGAAGAGAUCUAACUGAAGAGAGCAUGUGUCUGAUCUCUAGUUCGGACCCAAGUUCAGAGGCAGAAACUCCAUUCUGGGUGUAGCAUAAUAGAAUGGUAAGGUUGCCAAGGUCAAAAAGGCAGACCAGCUUUGGAAGGGUAACUAAUUACUGUUUUGCCAAGGUAUUAAUCAGUUUCUGGGAAGACAGGCCAGGACCCAGCCAUACGUCAAGGAAUCCAGAUUUGGAGGAACUAGGUAGAUACUAUUUUUUUUUUUUUUUUUUUAGGUAGAUACUAUUAGGGGUGGCUGGAUCUCUGGACUUGGAUUGAAAACAUCAAGACCAUACUUGAUUAGCUGGCAACCAGUCUUGGAACUCUAGACUUAAUAAUGAGUGCAAUAUCAGUGCUUAGGCCCAGAGGAGCUGGGUAAUAGGUGUAAGAAUCACACACAGAGAUCCUGGUUGGGUGUACAGGGAUGUCAUUGGUACCGUUCGCCCUUCAGGGUAUUUUGACCCCUUGGUGCAAGGGCUCUCCAUAUGUCCCUGCUCAGAGCCAUAGUCAAGUGUAUGUAUGCAUCGCUGAGUUGAUAGGCUGGGACCCACAGGCACGUGACAUCUACCUCGCUGGGUGUCCACCUAGCACAUAAUAGGCACUCAGUAAACAUCGAUGGAAUUCCACUCCGUUACGCUCAUUUUCCCAUUUUUAAUAAAGAAGUGUUUCUGGCUUUAACAGAAUGGUUUAUUAUAUAAUGCUACUAUUUUAGCCUGCUCCUUUUCCAGCAGCUCCUCGCCUGGACCAUGAGAUGUGUUAAGUAGCAUUAUGCCCAGUUAGAAACUUUUUUAACUAAUAAAAUUCUCACUUACAUAGGCUCAAAAAUGGGGACCCAUGUUAGAAGUGUCUGAUCAGACUUACACUAGUCUGUAUUUUAUGUGAAAGCAGGGUAUUUUGUUAAUCACGUAUCUUUAGUUGGAAAUCUUGAUAAAGUUUCAAAUACUUAGAUCCAUUUAGUUUUAAUGUAAGUUUGCCUUUAUUGUUAACAACAAAAAACAAACAAUACUCUAGUAAUAUCCACUGUGUAAUAUAAAUGAGAGCUUUUGUAACAAAACACUUCUUAAGCUCUAGAGUUUAAUAAUGCUUAUUUUUUCCCUUGUUUUAGGGGUUAAGUGUUGAAGUCCAACAAUGAGUAAUUCUCAUGGAUUUUGGUGGAAAAAAAAAAAAGUCUGGGAUGCACUAGUGAGUGUGCCUUAUCUAAGUAGCUAACCCUGACAACCAGCAGGUAUUAAGAAUGUGCCUGAUACAUUCAAGAGAUAAUUGGCAUAAUGUGAUUUAUGUGUAUAAUAGUAAAAACUUCUUACAGUCUACGAUUUGACGUGUAACACACUCCAGAUGUUUUAAUCAUUGGCUCAAUUAAACAGGUUGAUUGUAAAAAGGAAAAAGACCCAGUGAAAGAUAUGUACACAAAUCAGUUGGAAGUCCUAGACACUAACUGCAGAGAUAGAGACCUAGUAUGCAUAUUUCCAUGGGUUAAACAGAAACACACGCAACCUUUUGGCAUGACAUUAGACUUAAAUAAUAGUACCAAACUUUCAGUGAUAUUCCCCAUACAAUUUUCACUUUCAAAUUGUAUGCUUUAAGAACUAGAGGUUACUGAGAUAUUUUAGAACGAGUAAUCACCAUUCUAUUCUCUCUCUCAGCAUUUAAUAGUUUACAUCAGGACUAGCUUCACUAGUGUACUUGGCACAUAUCAAUUAGGAAGCUAGAGGAAAUUUUGAUUUUUCUUCCCGCACAGUUCCUCCAACAUUUCACAGGGUAGAUCAUGUAUUAAGAGAGAAAGUUAAUUUGAUACAUACAUAGUUUUUUUAUAUUCUAGGAUAAGUCUACAACACUUAGUUUUAGCACUUGUUUUAAAGUGGGGCAAAGAGAAAAAUAGGCACUUACAACAUUUUUAAAAUCCUCUCCAACAAAAAAUGUUGUUCAAAUAAAUACUAGCAGCUUUAUCAUAAAAGUGGAUUGUGGCAUUCAUCAGUUAAUGCUGGCUAUUUCAAAUUUUCCUGCCAGUAAUAAUUAUAAACAGUGUUUGUAUAUCAUAGAAUGAAUAUAAUUGCAUGAUUUUAUUGAUAUUUUUUAUCAAAAACCAAACCAAACCAGUCGCUAUCCAAUUGAUUCCGACUCGUAUUGACCUUAUAGGACAGGGUGGAACUGCUCCAUAGGACUUCCAAGACUGUAAUCUUUAUGCAAGCAGACUGCCACGUCUUUCUCCUGUGGAGCCGCUGGUAGGUUUGAACCGCUAACCUUUCAGUUAGCAGCUGAGCACUUAACCAGUAACAAAAAUAUAUAUCUAUCCCUCUGUUGCUGUCGAGUCAA
Molecule: messenger RNA, 7982 nt
Organism: Loxodonta africana (African savanna elephant)
Lineage: Eukaryota; Metazoa; Chordata; Mammalia; Proboscidea; Elephantidae
Gene: ERO1B
Product: endoplasmic reticulum oxidoreductase 1 beta
Exons: 17
Coding region: 775-2034 (419 amino acids)
Biological process (GO): protein folding in endoplasmic reticulum
Cellular component (GO): endoplasmic reticulum; endoplasmic reticulum membrane
Molecular function (GO): protein-disulfide reductase activity; FAD binding; thiol oxidase activity
Source: RefSeq, a predicted model, not a curated record